AUGGCUAAACAGGCGUAUAAUCAAGUCAUGCACCAGUUCGGAAACAAAAUUUUGCCGCCGAAUCAUCCAUACACGAUAUUUGUAAAACGCGUCGCGUCAAGGAUCAUCAAGGCUGCAGGAAUGGAGAAUCUUGACUGGGAGUUCCAUGUGAUUCAGAGCGAUGAAAAGAACGCGUUUGUGUUGCCAGGAGGAAAGGUCUUUGUCUUUACAGGGAUUCUGCCAAUCGCAGAGAACGAGAACGGGCUGGCGACGGUGCUGGGACACGAGAUUGCGCAUCAGCUGGCACGUCAUUCGGCAGAAAAACUGAGCUUCACAAAGAUUGCCAUGUUUAUCGGAGUCAUUGUUGCCCUCGUCUUUGAUCCGUCCUGGGGAAUACAGCGUAUUAUGAUGGAUCUCGGCAUGAUGCUGCCAUUCAGUCGGAAGUGCGAGACAGAAGCAGAUCAGAUCGGACUGCAGCUCAUGGCACAGGCAUGCUUUGAUCCCCGGGAGAGCACUCAUAUGUGGGAACGCAUGGCUUCACAGGAGAGGGGACCUUCGCUUGCUUUCUUGAACACCCAUCCAGCGAGCAAGGACCGUGUCCGCAAAAUGGAGGCGUGGAUGCCGGAGGCUCUGGAUACGUACAACAAGUCGGACUGUGCAACAACCAACUCCUGGGCGGACAUGUUCAACAAGUCCAAGCUGGCAUCCUGGUAG
This is a messenger RNA of Gamsiella multidivaricata, 693 nucleotides long. Its product is annotated as peptidase family M48-domain-containing protein. Gene Ontology annotation, biological process: protein quality control for misfolded or incompletely synthesized proteins; mitochondrial protein processing. The record is from RefSeq and is a predicted model, not a curated record. The coding region runs from base 1 to 693 and encodes 230 amino acids. Gene Ontology annotation, cellular component: mitochondrial inner membrane. Gene Ontology annotation, molecular function: metalloendopeptidase activity. NCBI's taxonomy places the organism in Eukaryota, Fungi, Mortierellomycota, Mortierellomycetes, Mortierellales, Mortierellaceae. The transcript has 5 exons.